UACCUACAGUUACAAACUGCAGACGGUCCUGAGUAUCGGCAACAUCAAUGGUGUCAUUUUGGCAUCAAUUGGGGCCACCUCUAGAUACAAUAAUUUACGACAUCACUAUAUUGCUCAAAUCAACUAUAAGUUUCUAUAGAUUCACGAUUUUAAAUUUUUUAGUGAUUAGAAAAGUGCCAUCUUGAAUAUAGUAUCGCACUCAACCCGCGCGGUCCCGGUCAGUUUCGUGCAUCCAAUAUGGCUGGACGAGGUGGUUACGAAGAUUCAAGAGAUUAUGGCGGUACAUAUCGAAGUGGCAGAAAGCCAUUACCAACUGAACCACCUUAUACUGCAUAUGUAGGAAAUUUGCCAAAUGGGAUUGUACAAGGAGAUGUUGAUAAGAUCUUUAAAAAACUUAAUGUUAAAGGAAUCAGAUUGGUUAAAGACAAAGAUACUGAUAGGUUUAAGGGUUUUUGUUAUGUUGAAUUUGAAGAUUUAUCAGACCUAGAGGCAGCAUUGGAAAUGGAUGGAGCAGUAGAAGUAGAUAAAAGUAUCAUUAAAAUAGAUGUAGCAGAGAAUAGAAGAAACGAACGAGGCGGUGGUUUUGACAGAAGAGGUCGUGGUGGUGGUGGCAUUGGAGGAGGCUUUAGAGGAAGAGAUGGUGGUCGUGGUGGAUAUGGUGAUGAUUUUAGAAGCAAAUCUAUGUAUUCUAGAGGUUAUGUAAGUCAAGGUCAAGGUCAAGGUCAUGGUAGUAGACAAAGUAGUACAUGGGACAUGAAGGGUAACCGAGGUAACAGUAGUCAGUUUAAUGAUGAUGCAGGAGGUGGAAAUCGAGAAUGGUUGCAUAAUGCGCCGUCUAGAUCAUAUGGUAAUAGACCACCCCCGCGUGGUACUGGGCCUGAAAGAAAACCAUUUCAUGAUGAAUCAUAUCAUAAAGAUCCACCACCAGCUGAAACAAGUGGAAGAAAACGUCUGGUAUUAGCACCAAGAACAAUUCAAGAUCCUAUAAAUGCAAUUGCAGAAUCAAGUAAAUCAAGUUCAAUUUAUGGUGGAGCAAAACCUCGGGACGAAAAAAUUAAUACUAAUAAUACUGACAAGUAAAUACAUUAUCAUUGCUAGUUUCUGAUUCCCUAAAUUUUAGGGAAAGGAACUUUCCCAACAAAAACAUUUGGAAACCAAUACAAGAUUCCUUAGUUUCCUCAAGUGUAGUGGGGAGAAUCUUUUCAGAGAUGAAAUUGUAAUAAUUUUUACUUACCCCUAAGGGGAGUCUUCCCCACAAUAAUGAUAAAAAAGUGAUUUAAUGAGAUUUUUAAGUUCUACGUAUUUGGCAUUUUUAAUUAAGAAAAUUUAUUCAUCUAGUGCCCCUUCUAUUCAUACUAAUUUCUUAGUUAAAAAGAUGUAAUGUUAAAUUGAGAAUUUAAAGUAAAAGUUGUGUGCAUCAUGCAUGCUCCAGUAAUAUUGGUUAUGUGUAAUUAUAUGUAUA
Molecule: messenger RNA, 1462 nt
Organism: Eufriesea mexicana
Lineage: Eukaryota; Metazoa; Arthropoda; Insecta; Hymenoptera; Apidae
Gene: eIF4H1
Product: eukaryotic translation initiation factor 4H1
Exons: 5
Coding region: 238-1080 (280 amino acids)
Molecular function (GO): RNA binding
Source: RefSeq, a predicted model, not a curated record